CAUUACGUUCCAAUUUUUUUAUUCGUAGCUUAGAAUUAUUAUUGUUUGUAUCCGAUCCAAACCGUUUUCUUAAGAAACGAAUGUCGAACUGUGUGGCCUGCCACAUCAACUGAGAAAAUUUGAAUUUCUGGGCACAAAAGCAAAGGCGACAACCCCAGCAACGACAACAAAGGAUCUUCCUUCAGUGUGAGUUCGUAAAGGAAAAGCGGGUUUUUGAUUCAACGGGAUAAAACCCAUUUAAAGAAAAGAAAAGCCAGAUUAGUGAACAAUUUGCCUAAAUUGUUCCUGUUUUUGUUGUCUCUGCUUCCUCCUUUUUCUCUCUCGAGUCUGAGGAGGUUGGUCUUUCCGAAACAGCCUCAACCUGCCUUCCUUACUCUUCAUCCUCGUAACUUACGCUUUCAGUGAUGGAAACCCGUGCACCUUCUUGAUUUGAUGAUUAGGCUUUCCGAGAGAAUUUUUGGAAGCUGCGAGAAAUAACGAAUUUGUUACUUGCCUGCCAUUCUUAAUAGUUUUCUUCUACCAGUUUGGUGGGUUCGGUUUCCAAGUUAAUUCAGCGGAUUAGUAUUAUUGGGUUCUUAUAUUUUGCUGUUAUUUAGCAUUUAGCUGGUGGAAUUUGAAGAGAAGUAGUGAUUUUGAGUUGGCUAUAGAAUUUGAGUGGAAAUCUGGAAAGUUUAUUCGAAUUUGGGAGUCUUGGUGGCACUAACAAUGAUGUUAUCAGCAUCGCCAUCCUCGCUAGCGAGGAGUUCGCUAGAGGUAAUGCUUGAAUCGCUCCAGCGGAGAGAGGAAGAGGAGAAUAAGCCAAAGGACUUGCCGCCGGCAUUGCCAGCUCGUCCGACCUCCAAAGCUCGGCUUCCCUCCGCGAGAAGGUCAUUGCCGAAUAACUUAAACUUCAUGGUUAAUGGAGAUCCUGGUGAGACAGAAUGCCUUGCGAACGGAUUUCAUGAUGCGAGCGAAGAGACUAAGCGGAAAGAUACAGUUGAUUUGGGACACAAGAUAAACGGAAGCCUUGGGAGCAAGAAGUUGAAGAGGGAUGUGGAAUCGCCAUACGCCCUCGCAUCAGAAGAGAACCAGAGCGACCAAAUAUCAUCUAAGAGUCUAGAAUCCCACUCGGAUGAUAACGUUACCUAUUUCAUCAAGAAGAAACUUCAUGUGUGGUGUAGGCAACCAAAUCGGCACUGGGGACUAGGAAAGGUACAGUCAACUUCAAGAGAAGCUGCUUCAAUUUUACUCACAAAUGGAAAUGUUAUGAAAGUGGCCAUAUCAGAGCUCCUACCAGCUAAUCCUGAUAUUCUAAAAGGCGUCAAUGAUCUCAUGCAGCUGAUUUAUCUGAAUGAGCCAUCAGUUCUUCACACUCUUCGUUUUAGAUAUUCUCAAGGAAUGAUUUAUAGUAAAGCAGGGCCCAUUUUAAUAGCACUCAAUCCUUUCAAAGAUGUCCAGAGUUGUGGAAAUGAUCACGCCACAACUUAUAGUCAGAGAUGCAUGACUGACCCACAUGUUUAUACCGUGGCAAAUGCAGCUUAUAGUGAGAUGAUGAGAGACAAAGUAAAUCAGUCCAUCAUCAUAAGUGGUCAGAGUGGAUCUGGGAAGACAGAGACAGCCAAAAUCGCCUUGCAAUAUUUGGCUGCUCUGGGUGGUGGUAGCUGUGGCAUAGAAAAUAAAGCCCUUCAGACACAUUUUAUUCUAGAAGCUUUUGGGAAUGCAAAAACACAAAGGCACAACAAUUCUAGCAGAUUUGGAAAGUCACUUGAGAUUCAUUUCACUGCAGCUGGGAAAAUAUGUGGAGCUAAAAUUCAAACCUUCAUGUUACAGAAGUCAAGAGUUGUUCAGCUGACCAGUGGUGAGAGGUCAUAUCACAUCUUUUAUCAACUUUGUGCUGGAUCUUUACCUGGUCUUAAAGAGAAGCUGAAUCUUAGAGAGGCCUGUGAAUAUAAAUAUCUUAAUCAGAGUGACUGUAUGACAAUAGAUGGUGUCGAUGAUGCUAAAAUGUUUAAUAACCUGCUGAAUGCGCUGGAUGUUGUUCAAAUUUGCAAAGAGGAUCAAGAACUAGUAUUUAAAACCCUUGCUGCAAUAUUAUGGCUUGGAAAUGUAUCAUUUCAAAUAUCUGACAAUGAAAAUCAUGUUGUGGUGGUGGAUGAUGAAGCUGUCACCAGUGCAGCCAUGCUGAUAGGUUGCAGUUCUCAAGAGUUAAUGGUAACUUUAUCUGUGUGUAAAGUCCAAGAUGGCAAGGAUACUAUUGCUCGAAGUUCAACAUUGAAGCAGGCAAUAGAAAAAAGAGAUGCAUUGGCACAAUUUAUGUAUGCAAGCUUGUUUGGGUGGCUCAUAGAAAAAAUUAACAAUUCACUCGGAGCUGGCAAAAGGCAUACUGGGAGAUCCAUAAAUAUUCUUGAUAUUUGUGGGUUUGAGUCAUUCAAGAAAAACAGCUUUGAACAAUUUUGUGUGAAUUAUGCUGAUGAGAGGCUUCAACAACAUUUCAAUCGGCAUAUAUUUAAACUUGAGCAGGAGAGCUAUGCAAUGGACGGUGUUCAUUGGAUUAAAGUAGAUUUUGAGGACAAUCAAGAGUGCUUGGAUCUAUUUGAGAAGAAACCAUCGGGGAUACUUUCAUUGCUGGAUGAGGAAUCAAAUUCGCCCAAGGCCACUGAUCUCACAUUUGCCAACAAACUUAAACAGCACCUGAAUGCUAAUCCUUGCUUUAAGGGGGAAAGAGGGAGGGCUUUUGGUGUUCGUCACUUUGCAGGAGAGGUUUUGUAUGAUACAAACGGCUUUCUACAGCAGAACAAAGAUCUGCUGUCUUCCGACUGCAUACAACUCCUGGCAUCAUGUAGUUGUCGGCUGCUGCAGUUGUUCUCGAAAAUGCUUAGCCAAACACAUAAACAAUUGAAUUCCUUACAAAUAGGCGCAUUAGACUCACAGAAGCUGAGUGUUGGUGCAAAGCUUAAGGGUCAAUUGUUUGAAUUAAUGCACCAAUUGGAGAACAGCACACCUCAUUUUAUUCACUGCAUAAGGCCAAAUACUAAGCGGCUUCCUGGCAUAUUUGAUGAAGAUCUUGUCAUGCAACAACUCCGUUGCUGUGGAAUCUUGGAGGCUGUUAGACUUUCUAGGAUUGGAUAUCCUAUCCAAAUGACGCAUCAAGAGUUCGCCGAAAGGUAUGGGUUUCUGCUUCUGGAGACCAAUGCAGUUCAGGAUCCCCUGAGCAUCUCAGUUGCUGUAUUGCGACAAUUUAAUAUCCCUCCUGAAGUGUAUCAGUUCGGCUACACCAAAGUGCACUUGCGAAAAGGGCAGAUUGGUGCAUUGGAGGAUAGAAGAAAACAGGUUAUGCAGGGAAUACUUCAGGUUCAAAAAUGGUUCCGUGGUCAUCGAGCCCGUCAAUAUUUCCAUGAGCUUAAGAAUGGGGUGACUACAUUGCAAUCAUUUGCUCAUGGGGAAAUUUGGAGGAGGAAAUUUGGUAUAGUUGAGAAGUCUUCUAUGACUAUUGAUUGUAAAAAUUUUGACGAGAUUGAGGCAAUCAUACUGCUACAAUCAGUAAUUCGUGGGUGGCUGGCUAGGAGGAAGAAUGCUAGUGGUACGCAUAAGAUGAAGAAACACCUUAAUAAUGAAAAACUUCAGCGAUAUUCUCGUGUGAAGAUGCUAGAUAUGAAGGAAGCAUCCAGAGAGCAGGUUCAGAAUUUGCCUUCAGCUUUAGAAGAACUCCGAAGGCGGGUGCUUAAGGCUGAGGCAACUCUUGAGCAAAAGGAAGAGGAAAAUACUGCAUUGAGGGAACAGCUGAAACAAAACGAAACAAAAUGGAUUGAAUAUGAGGCGAAGAUGAAAUCAAUGGAGGAGACGUGGCAAAAACAGAUGGCAUCUUUGCAAGUGAGUCUUGCUGCUGCUAGAAAAAGCCUUGCUUCUGACAACACCACUGCUUAUCCUGGAAGACAAGAAGUUAUGUCACCUCGCUACAAUGAUUCUGAAGAUUUUAAUUCCCUAAUAUCUCGAACUCCUGGUGGGAGCACACCUAUCAAGUUUUCCAGCUCUCUCUCCGUCUCUGAUUCUGGAGCGCCAGGAAGAGAAGUUAAUGGUACCCUUUCUGCAGUCAGCAAUCUGAUGAGGGAAUUCGAACAGAGAAGACAGACUUUUGAUUACGAUGCUAGGGCUCUGCUCGAUGUCAAGGCCGGGCAGUCGGCUAUCAUGAAUCCGGAUGAAGAACUUAGGAAACUCAAACACAGGUUUGAGGGAUGGAAGAAAGAAUACAAGUUCAGAUUACGGGAGACAAAAGCAAGGCUUCAUAAAGUAGGGAAUUCAGAAGGGGAAAGGAGCCGUCGGAGAUGGUGGGGGAAGUUAAGCUCAAGAGCCUCAUAGUAAUCAAUGUUCCACCAUUCACUUGCUGGAAAAGCUCAAAUAUUAACUUGGUGAGGAAAAAGGCAAAUGGAAUGUUUGUCAGUAAUGUUAAUGAAUUGUCGGCAUCAUUACUACUGGAGACGUGUUUCUUCUGUAUCUACCAAUUUUGUUACUAACUAGUGGAACCUGGAAGUAUUGAUAGGUUGUGCAUAGUUAUAUAGACUUUGUAGGACUACAUAGGUUUGUAUUUGUUGAACAGUCUCUGGUCAUAGGUUUGUUUCACAGUCUAGUUAUUAGCUCAUGCUGUCAUGUAUAUUCUGUUGUCACAGAUUUCAGUUCUGAAGAUAUUAAUAAUAAGCGUUGAUAUCUUCCUUCCAA
This is a messenger RNA of Neltuma alba, 4692 nucleotides long. RefSeq names its product myosin-2. Lineage: Eukaryota; Viridiplantae; Streptophyta; Magnoliopsida; Fabales; Fabaceae. The record is from RefSeq and is a predicted model, not a curated record. Gene Ontology annotation, cellular component: cytoplasm; myosin complex; membrane. The transcript has 24 exons. Gene Ontology annotation, biological process: actin filament organization. Gene Ontology annotation, molecular function: actin filament binding; microfilament motor activity; ATP binding. Bases 706 to 4335 code for a protein of 1209 amino acids.